CUACAAGCACUAAUGAACUUUAGUUGUAACUGAAAGCUACAGGAAUCAAGGAUAAAUAUUUGGCGAACAGAAAUGUUUCAUAACAUGAUCGGGAAAUAAUGCUAGAGCUAAAAUUUUCAAUUUUAAUUUUAGUCGUAGUAGUAUUUAAUUUAAUUAAUUGUGAUAUAAGCAACGAGAGCGCUUCAAAAUGUUGCGCUAAUAACACAAAUCAGCGUGUUUCAGUAGAAUUCUCAUCACAAAUUGUACAACAUGAAUUCAUUGUACAAUUUAAAAGUUAUUAUCAGUCUGAAGCGAGAAAAAACUUUCUCAAAGCAGCACUUGACAAUACAAAGAUAAGGAAUUGGACGAUUGUUGAGAGGUCUAACCCGGCGAGUGAUUAUCCAAGUGAUUUCGAUGUAAUUCACAUACAUGAGAGCGUGACGUUACAAAGCUUGGACAACUUGAAAAAUCAUCCUGUCAUUAAAAGUAUUACACCACAACGUAUCGUUCAUCGGACACUCAAAUACUUCGACUCCGAUGAGAACCAAAAUGACGAUGGACAAGCAAUCAAUCAAGAGAACGAAGAUGAUAUUAUCAAUUACAUAGCGAAACAUCUAAAACUUGACACAAAAAAUAAUGAAUGUUGUGAACCAGAAUUCCAAAACUUUCGUCGAGGCUUAUCAUCUUCAACAGAUACAAGUCAGCAAAUAAAUAAUGCGAACAGUCAUUCAAAUCGGAGAUUACUUCGAGCAGUUCCUAGACAAAUAACAAGUAUCUUGAAAGCAGACGCUUUAUGGAGUAUUGGAAUAACUGGCAAAGGUGUUAAAGUGGCAAUUUUUGACACUGGAUUAAGUAAAAAUCAUCCACAUUUCAAGAAAAUUAAAGAGAGAACAAAUUGGACAAAUGAAAAGUCACUUACCGAUGGAAUCUCUCAUGGAACGUUCGUUUCUGGCGUCAUUGCAUCAUCAAAAGAAUGUCUUGGCUUCGCUCCCGAUGCAGAUCUUCACAUUUAUCGUGUUUUUACUAACAAUCAAGUAUCUUACACAUCAUGGUUCUUAGAUGCAUUCAACUACGCAAUUCUAAGGAAAAUAAAUGUCAUCAAUCUUUCAAUCGGAGGUCCCGACUUUCUUGAUCUUCCGUUUGUUGAUAAAGUGCUUGAGCUAUCAGCAAACAAGGUCAUUAUGGUGUCAGCUAUUGGCAAUGAUGGGCCAUUAUAUGGAACAUUAAACAAUCCCGGCGAUCAAAUGGAUGUCAUUGGAGUUGGUGGAAUGAAUUUUGAGGAAAAAAUUGCAAAGUUUAGUUCACGUGGAAUGACGACAUGGGAACUUCCACUCGGUUAUGGUCGAUUAAAGCCAGACAUUGUUACUUAUGGUGCUCAAGUGAAAGGAUCAAAUUUGAAAGGCGGGUGUCGAUCACUUUCAGGAACAUCUGUUGCAAGUCCUGUUGUUGCUGGUGUUGUCACAUUAAUUAUAUCCGGUGUGCUUAAAAAGAUUGACGUGAUAAAUCCAUCAUCAAUAAAGCAGGCGCUUAUCGAAGGUGCAACACAUUUAAAUGACAACAACAUGUUUGAGCAAGGCCAUGGCAAGCUGAACAUCUUGAAAUCAAUAAAAAUUCUAUCGGAAUAUCAACCGAAAGUGUCCUUGAGUCCAACACAUUUGGACAUGACCGAUGAUUACAUGUUUCCUUACAACACUCAAUCGAUUUAUUACACGAUGCAACCGAUGAUAAUGAAUGUGACAAUUUUAAACGGCAUUUCUGUGACGGGACGUGUUGCGGAAGUUCAAUGGUAUCCUUAUCAGAAUGAAAACGGAAAUUUGUUGAAUGUUUCGAUAUCGUAUUCGAAUGUUUUGUGGCCUUGGAGUGGUUGGAUGAGUCUUCAUAUCACUGUCAAUGAAUAUGGUUCGAACUUUGAAGGACAAGCUUUAGGGCACGUGUCAGUGACAGUUGAAAGUCCAUCGCCAGCUGAUCCGAGUGAGAAAAUGAAUUCAACUGUAAGCUUUUCAAUUCGAUGUAAAAUUAUUCCGAAACCUCCACGACAGAAGAGAAUAAUUUGGGAUCAAUUUCAUAAUUUACGAUAUCCACCUGGAUAUUUACCAAAAGAUUCACUCAAAGUUAAAUCAGAUCCAUUGGAUUGGCGUGCUGAUCACAUUCAUACCAACUUCAAAGACAUGUACACACAUUUAAGAUCGUCUGGUUACUACAUUGAAGUUCUGGGACAACCAUUUACAUGUUUCAAUGCAUCAAAUUAUGGAACGCUCUUGAUUGUUGACCCCGAAGAAGAAUAUUUCGAAAGUGAAAUAGGAAAAGUUCGUGACGAUAUUCUUGAAAAGAACUUGAGUGUAAUAAUUUUUGCUGAUUGGUAUAACACGACAGUGAUGAAGCAUAUGAAAUUUUAUGACCAAAAUACUAGACAAUGGUGGGUGCCUGACACAGGUGGCUCAAAUAUUCCAGCACUUAAUGAGUUACUUGAGAGUUUUGGUAUUGAACUUGGCGAUAAAGUAUUGGAAGGUUAUUUCCAAUUUGGAGACCAUCAUGAAAUGUAUUACAAUAGUGGAACAAGCAUCGUAAAAUUCCCAAAAACAAACCAAACUGUUCUCAUCCAGAGAGAUUUAAUUGAUCAAGGUGCUGAAAUUCUUAAACAUUCACCAAAUGGAAGUAAUCAAAAAGAUUUAUCGGAAGUUGAUUUUAAGAAUGUUCGUGUUAAACAUAAAGAAAUUAUUCUCGGCAUGACACAAAUACAGUCAUCAUCGAAGAAAGAACGAAAAGGUGGCAGAAUUGUUGUUUAUGGUGACAGUAAUUGUCUCGAUUCAACACACUUAGAAAAGGCUUGUUUUUGGCUUAUUGAUUCGUUGUUGGAGUAUACAAUGACGGGCCAUAUUAGUGAGAUGCUGAAAAAUAUGAAUCGAACGCCAUUCAUUGAGUUUCCAGAAUUAACAAAACCUCUUCGUUUAGACGGAAAUAAUCUUCAUAUUUAUUCUAAAGUGCUCGAUGUGAAUGAUCACAAUAAAAAGCGACCAUUGCCGAUGUGUUUGAAACUUCAUUGGGAGAAUCCUUAUUUUCUAAACAUCACGAGAUCAUUUGUGCAACCACCUCCAAUCGAAUCAAUUGAAACGAAUAUGAUUUAAAUGGACAUCAAGUGACUCGAUGUGAAAGGAAUUAACUGAAGUUUUGUGAUUUUUGCUGCGGGUAGUGAAUGUUAGUAAGAAAAAACACUGGUGAUAAAUUUAAGAACGAAAUGACAAAAUUAACAUUUGUCACGAUCAUUCACAACUUUUGGGUUCGAUAUUUUAAUUAAUAUGAUUGCAAUGCAAACAAACUUAUUUAUAAGAAUUGAUUUCUAAUCAUUCAUACUACUGUUUAGUUUAAUUAAUAUUUCUUUUUUCUAAUAUGACUUUUAAAUGUUUAUCGCUUUUAUAAGGGAAAUUGUUGAUUUCUAUUUACUAUUAAUGGCUUUGAAAGCUUUUAAAUUUCUAAAUUCCCACUUAACUUUAAGAUUUAAAUUUAGUGACAUGAAAUCUGAAAGCAAAAAUUUAGAAGAUAAGAAAAUUAAAAUCAAUUUGUUUCUAUUGUGAGAAACCAUUUUUUAAUAAAUUGAGGAAAUAUGAAAACUUUUAAAUUCCUUUUUGAUUAUUAAAUACCUACUUUUAAAUUUUAACAGGUGGCAAUGGUUUUUAACAAGAAGCUACAAGUAAAUAACAAGUUUCGUAACAAAUUAUUUUUAAUACAUAUGUUGAAAUUAAACUAGGGACAUGAACAAAACAUUCUGUUUUCGAAUAUUUAUAGAAAUUGAUUUAUAUUUCUGACGAAUGUAAGUGACGUAAUUAAUUUUGACACAGAAAUCGAAUAAACUAUUUUUACUUGUUCAUCACUUCAAAAGAUGAUAAAGUGUUUAAGUGGAUUAUGAUGGAUGAAAUAUUUUAAUUGGACUUCGAACUGAGUCAUCGGUAAUGAAAAUGACUGUUUAUGAUAUUGUAAAUCUAAUAAACAUAUC
Molecule: messenger RNA, 3970 nt
Organism: Clunio marinus
Lineage: Eukaryota; Metazoa; Arthropoda; Insecta; Diptera; Chironomidae
Source: the annotation of a GenBank genome assembly